Ctenopharyngodon idella (grass carp) is the source of this 1692-nucleotide messenger RNA. It is a transcript of the gene prkab1a, whose product is annotated as protein kinase, AMP-activated, beta 1 non-catalytic subunit, a. Gene Ontology annotation, cellular component: nucleus; cytoplasm; nucleotide-activated protein kinase complex. Gene Ontology annotation, biological process: signal transduction. The transcript is spliced from 8 exons. The record is from RefSeq and is a predicted model, not a curated record. Gene Ontology annotation, molecular function: protein kinase binding. The coding region runs from base 236 to 1042 and encodes 268 amino acids. NCBI's taxonomy places the organism in Eukaryota, Metazoa, Chordata, Actinopteri, Cypriniformes, Xenocyprididae.
AUUUGAGAGCGUGUGACCUUGCAGUAGAGUAAGGUUUUCUAAAACCAUGUGGAAAAAUACAGCAAUAGAAAUUGUGCCUCGAGGUUCCUGAGGUCUCCAGCUUCAGCAAUGAAAUACGCAGUUAAAUUAAUGGUGCUGCCAACGUUGUCAAAAUAUUGUUUUGUUGAAUAAUUUUGAGCACAACCAGCUGGCUGCUCACCCUGUGUGACCUCUGGGAAGGCUUGUUAAGAGCACUAUGGGGAACACAAGCAGUGAGAGGGCGGGCAUGGGCCAGGAAAAGUCCCACAGAAGGGACAGUCGAGGAACAAAGGAAGGAGACCGUCCUAAAAUCCUGAUGGACAGCCCAGAAGAUGCAGAUAUUUUUCAUGGGGAGGACAUCAAAGCACCAUUAGAAAAAGAGGAAUUUAUUGACUGGAGACCAGACCUGGAGACCAGUGAAAAGGUCCUCACUUUAGAUCGACCCACUGUGUUUCGGUGGACAGGAGCUGGAAAAGAAGUCUAUAUUUCUGGCUCUUUUAAUAAUUGGACCAAUAAGAUUCCUUUGAUUAGGAGUCAAAACAACUUUGUGGCAAUUGUAGAUUUGCCUGAGGGUGAACACCAGUAUAAAUUCUUCGUGGAUGGACAGUGGACACAUGACCCAACAGAGCCUGUGGUGACCAACCAGCUCGGCACGGUCAACAAUAUCAUCCAGGUGAAGAAGACAGACUUUGAGGUGUUUGAUGCACUCAUGGUGGAUUCACAGAAAUGCUCUGACAUGUCAGAUCUGUCCAGCUCUCCUCCUGGGCCGUACCAUCAGGACUCUUAUGUCCCCAAACAGGAAGAGAAAUUCAAAUCUCCCCCCAUCCUGCCCCCUCAUCUCCUACAGGUCAUCCUCAAUAAGGACACAGGCAUCUCAUGUGAUCCAGCUUUGCUCCCUGAGCCCAAUCACGUCAUGCUUAAUCACCUGUAUGCUCUGUCCAUUAAGGAUGGCGUAAUGGUUCUGAGUGCCACCCACCGGUAUAAGAAGAAAUAUGUCACAACCCUGCUGUACAAGCCAAUCUGAGAAACAUGGCCAUUUCAAACACUCAGUUUAUAUGACCUCUGAUAUAUCUUACAUAGUAUGUAUUAUUGUAAAUAGGGAUGCACAGAGAUGCACUUUAGAGAAAAAUCCCACCUUAUUGGGUAUAGACUAACCAGAAACAUAGAAAUAGCUUAGAGGUACAGGACAUAUCUGUACUUUUACUUUUACACUUUUAAAAACCAUUACUCGGUGGAACUGGGCCAAAUUGACUGAAUCUAAACCAGUAUAUGGACAAGAAGAGGUGAUUUUGAAUGUGAAAAUGAGUGUAAAUAGAGCUUGACAUGUUUAUUAUUUUGUUUAGUUCAGUGUUUAAAAAUUAUAUAGUUGUGUAGAUAAAUAUGAAUAUAUUAUUAGGAAGCAUAUUGAUUAUCAGCCAGAAAAGGCCCUGUUAUCAGCAGUUUGCGUUGGAGACCCAAAUCUAGAAAAACUGCAGGGUUUGAGAAAAUGUUUCACUCAAGAAACUAAAUCCAUUUUUUUCAAUUUCAUGAAAAAGUUGAUCUUUUAAAUCCAUCUUUUAAUCUUCUACAUUUUUAUUAGAACAGAACAAAAUAAAUAUUGCAAAUAUAUUGAUUUAACUUUUAAUCUGUCUUAUGUUCUUUGAAAUUAUCAUAUUUAAUAAAUGAUUCCACCAA